AUGCCGGUCAUGGCAGCCCAGUUCCUCCUCCUCAUGGUGGCACUCGACAAGUUCUGGUUUGGGCCUGUGGGACGCCACCUGGAUGCACGCGACAAGGAGCUCCGGGACAAGCUGGCCAGCGUCAAGGACAACAGUGCGGAGGUCUCAAAGCUCCAGGAUGCCGCUGAGAAAGAGCUGGCAGCCGCCCGUGCGGCAGCACAAAAGGAGAUCGCAGCGGCCAAGGCAGAGCUGAACAAGGAGCGUGAUGCUCGCCUGGGAGCGGAGAAGAAGAAGAUCGACGCCGCGCUGGAGAAGGAUCUGGCUGCCCUGGCUGCCGAGAAGGAGAAGACCUUUAGCAACCUGGACUCCCAGGUGGACAAGCUCGCUGAGGACAUCAUUGGCAGGCUGCUCCCCAAGGGCAUCAAGGCCUGA
Auxenochlorella protothecoides is the source of this 411-nucleotide messenger RNA. Its product is annotated as ATP synthase subunit b', chloroplastic. Lineage: Eukaryota; Viridiplantae; Chlorophyta; Trebouxiophyceae; Chlorellales; Chlorellaceae. The transcript is spliced from 3 exons. The record is from RefSeq and is a predicted model, not a curated record. Gene Ontology annotation, biological process: proton motive force-driven ATP synthesis. Bases 1 to 411 code for a protein of 136 amino acids. Gene Ontology annotation, molecular function: proton transmembrane transporter activity.